Molecule: messenger RNA, 7785 nt
Organism: Glarea lozoyensis ATCC 20868
Lineage: Eukaryota; Fungi; Ascomycota; Leotiomycetes; Helotiales; Helotiaceae
Product: Thiolase-like protein
Exons: 18
Coding region: 1-7785 (2594 amino acids)
Biological process (GO): fatty acid biosynthetic process; secondary metabolite biosynthetic process
Molecular function (GO): oxidoreductase activity; phosphopantetheine binding; fatty acid synthase activity
Source: RefSeq, a predicted model, not a curated record
AUGGUAAUUAAUUCCGACGCGAAGUCGAAACAAAACGGCUAUCCACACGACUCAACGAACGGAGAUGGCGUCUCCAAUGGCGUUCCAUCCACAGCAACGGCAGAAUUUCCCAUCGCUAUUGUGGGUAUGAGCUGUCGUUUUGCUGGAAAUGUCACGAGUCCUUCCAAGCUAUGGGACCUCUGCGUUGCAGGUCAAGAUGGCUGGUCACCCAUACCCGAAAGCCGCUUCGAUAUCAACGCAUGGCAUCAUGAAGAUCCCCAGAAAAGAGGCAAAACGAAUGUUAAGGGAGGCUACUUUCUCGAUGAAGAUAUUUCCUUGUUUGAUGCGGCGUUUUUCAAGUAUUCCAGCGACAAUGCUGCGGCAAUAGAUCCACAAAUUAGAUUAUUACUAGAGGGCGUCUACGAAGCAACCGAAGAUGCCGGAAUCCCUAUGGAAAAGAUAGCGGGUUCAAACACAUCAGUAUUCUCAGGAUGCUUCAGCAAAGAUUACUUUGAGGCUCAAGCUCGUGAUCCUGAACAGGUCACGAACUCGACCGCCGGUAAUGGAACCGCCAUGUUGAGUAACCGGAUAUCUCAUUUCUAUGAUUUGCAGGGUGCUAGCAUGACGAUUGAUACUGGUUGUUCUGCUAGUUUGGUUGCUUUAAACCAGGCUUGUUGGAGUAUAUGGUCAGGCCAUUCAGAUGCUUCGGUCGUCACUGGUGCUGAUAUACUUCUCAAUCCUGAUUCAUUCAUUUCCAUGUCAACCUUGGGUGCACUCAGUAAAGAUGGGAGAUGCUUCGCUUGGGAUUCCCGAGCUAACGGCUUUGGUCGUGGUGAAGGUGUUGCAGUAAUGAUCAUCAAACCUCUAGAAACUGCAUUGCGGGACGGUGAUCGCGUCCACGGCGUCAUUCGAGGAAUUGGACUUAACCAAGAUGGAAAGACGCCUACUAUUUCCUCCCCAUCAAUGGAAGCGCAGGUCAAGCUGAUCCAUGAAACAUAUAAGCGAGCUGGUCUCGAUAUUGCGGAUACGGGUUACGUUGAAGCGCAUAUGACAGGUACAGCUGCUGGAGACCCAAUUGAAGCGGAAGCUCUAGCUCAAACUUUUGGAAAAAGUCGUGCUGCAGAUGAUCCAAUUUACGUCGGUUCAGUCAAAACCAACGUGGGCCAUGCAGAGCCUGUCAGUGGUCUUGCUGCAAUAAUCAAGACCUGUUUCGCACUACGGGAAGGUCUGAUUCCACGCAACUUGAACUACGAGGUUCCCCACAAAAACAUCCCCUUGAAAGAUUGGCAUCUGCAAGUCCCAACAGAGUUGAUGAAAUGGCCCGUCAACAAGUCGCUUCGUGCAUCCAUCAACAAUUUUGGAUAUGGUGGGACAAAUGCGCAUGUCAUUUUGGAAGGUGCACCAGCCGCACCCAAACCUACCAAUGGAACCACCAAUGGAAUCCCCAACGGAACAACAAACAGACACGCUACCGACGAAAGCCGUGUGUACCUGCUAAGCGCCAGAGAUGCAACAGUAGCCAAAGCAAUGGCAAACGACUUCGCGACUCAUUUCCGUGGGUUGAUUUCAGAAGAGGAAGAAAUAUCCACAGGAAGUCUGGCCUAUACCUUGGCAGAGCGGAGGUCUUUGUUCCCAUGGAUGAUGGCGGUUUCAGCAAAAAAUCUAGAAGAGCUGUGUGAUCGAUGGGAAUCACCAGCAACUAAGGCUGUCAACACAACCUUAAAGCCUGUGCAGCGUCUUGGGUUUGUUUUCAACGGUCAGGGAGCUCAAUGGUAUGCCAUGGGAAGAGAAUUAAUUCUAGCCUAUCCAACAUUUGGCGCACAGAUACGCGAAGCAAGCGAAAUCUUGAGCGAAUAUGGUGCAAAAUGGUCCCUCAUUGACGAGCUUAUGCGUGACGAGAAAUCUACACGCAUCAACGAAGUCGAUAUCAGUCAACCAUCAACUGUUGCCAUCCAGUUAUGUCUUGUGGACCUUCUCAAGUCAUGGGGUAUUACUCCUGCGGCUGUGACCAGUCACUCGAGUGGUGAAAUUGCAGCAGCAUACACUGUUGGUGCCUUGACUUUCAAGGAAGCGCUCGGCGUUAUCUUUUAUCGAGGCCAGCUUGCUGUGAAGCUCCAGAAGAACAGUUCUGUAGAAGGUGGUAUGGCUGCUGUUGGAUUGGGUGCCGAUGGUGUUGAAAAAUAUACCACUGGUCUCAAAUCUGAUGGACAGGUCACAGUUGCUUGCAUUAACAGUUCUAGUAGCGUAACACUCUCUGGAGACCUAGAAGCCCUCGAUGAGGUGGUAGCUCGAAUUGACGCAGAAGGGAUCUUUGUCCGAAAGCUCAAGGUGCCAUUGGCAUAUCAUUCCCACCACAUGGCUCUUAUAUCUGGCGAGUAUACCAAAUGUCUCACAGCCAUUCUUCCAGAAAAGGCAAAGAGUUGGGACGGCAUUCUGUUUUCUUCGCCAGUCACUGGUGAAAUAGUCACCUCAGCAGAUGUUCUAUCGCCUUCACACUGGGCUCGAAACCUCACAAGUCCAGUUCUCUUUAGCGAAGCCUUCGAGAGUAUGUGCUUCAAUUCAGACGACUCGAGCAACGUGGAUAUGAUCCUUGAGAUUGGAGCCCAUAGCACCCUCGCGGGUCCGAUCAGGCAACUUCUAAAAGCCAGAGGCGCCGAGUUACCGUACGUCUCGUGUCUCAAACGAUCGGUUGAUGCCGUUGAAACUAUGCAGGAGCUUGCUUGCGACCUUCUGUGUCGAGACUAUCCUAUUGAUUUGACUUCGAUCAACUUUCCCUCGGGCUUGGAUGCGGAUGCAAAGACUUUCCUCACAGACCUUCCCACAUACCCCUGGAACCAUAGCACAAGCCACUGGUUUGAGCCAAGAAUAAGCAAAGAGAUGAGAGGCAAAAGAUUCCCACCCCACGAGCUACUUGGGACAAUGACAGUUGGCGGCACCACCAAAACUCCAACAUGGCGAAAUUUUCUUCGGUUGAACGAGGUAGAAUGGCUUAGAGACCAUCAAGUCGAGUCUAAAGUGAUUGCUCCUGGAGCCACUUAUAUUGCCAUGGCAAUUGAAGCGACUCGUCUUCUCACCGAUCCUUCCGAAGAGACGAUCCGUGGGUACCGUCUUAGAGACAUUCAAAUCAUGAAUGCCUUAGUGAUUCCUGAGUCCGCAGCUGUCGAAACCCAAAUCACAUUACGUCAAUGCACUGACAAGGAGCUAGACCACGUCGGUUGGUAUCAGUUCGAGCUCACUUCACUUGGUCCUGGCGACCUCUGGGUUGAGAACUGCAAAGGCUUUGUCACUGCAGAUAUUGGCAACGUUGUCGAAGCAGCUACCACACAAUGGCAAGCGCCGCCCACAGAAGAUACUUAUUUUGCCACAAAGAGUGCUAGCAAAGUGAGAGAAAUUACCAACGAGUCGUUAUUCUCUAGGUUGCAAGAAAUGGGUAUCCAGCAUGGUCCUGUGUUCCAGAACUUGACUGAUAGCAAGGCAACCGAGGGCAAAGGUCUCACGAACUUUGUCAUUGCCGAUGUCGCCUCAACCACACACGAUUAUGUUUUACAUCCAACAACAUUAGAUUCUAUAUUCCAAGCUUCAUUCUGCUGCUUACCGGAAGAAAGAGCACGUUCCGACUUGGUUCUUCCUCGCUCAAUCAGGGCUAUGUACAUACCUCAAAAGUUCAAGAGACAAGGUGGUGACAAGCUUCAAGCUUUCACGGAGCUCGCCCGCCUCAAUCGGCAGGGUAUGACAUCAAACAUUUCUGUCAUAAGCACCGAUGUGCACGAGCCCAAGCAGACCUUCUUUCAAAUGCAAGAUUUCUUCUGCCAAGCAGUUCCUCGAGAUACAGACGAAGAUAUGGCAGAAGAAAUCAGCUUGUGCGCCAAGAACUGCUGGGUGCCUGACAUCCUUCACGCUAUUCCAGAAGCUAUUGAGAAAUCUCUGAAAUCUUCGAUAAACGAUGUUGAGAUCGAUGAAGAGAAAAAACGAAUAAGAGCCGCAGUUUAUCUUAUUCAUGAUGCUGUUAAGGAGCUCGAGGAGGAGAGCAGUGAGGACAUAGACAACUGGGUCUGGCACCACAAGCUCUUUUACGACUGGAUGAAGGCUACCGUUGCAAGCGCCGAUCGAGGAGAGCUACGCGAGGGUUCCAAAAACUGGACUCAAACGACCCAGGGUAUGAGACAAUAUCUCUAUGAUGAGCUUGAGGGGUCAAGUCCGACUGAUCAAAUGCUUGUCCGAAUCGGCCAGAAUCUUCCUGCAAUUUUGCGUGGCGAGAUUACCACUCUGGAAUUGAUGAUGGAGGGCAACCUUUUGAAUGAGCACUAUGGUGAUCAGAGCGCCUCUGCUCUGCGUGUCUUGGGCCAUGCUCGUACUCUUUUGGAGAUUCAUGCCAUGAAGGAUCCAGGCGCUAAGAUCUUGGAAAUUGGAGGAGGCACUGGUGGAGGAGCUAAAGUUGUUCUUGAAGCCUUUGAUGCAAGAGCCAGGCAAGAAGGCUUUGAGGGUUCUUUGGUUGGUCACUAUACCUUUACCGAUAUUUCUCAGGGUUUCUUUGCAGCAGCACGCGAGAGAUUCAGUGCGUGGGAAGGCAUGAUGGAUUUUAAGCAACUGGACAUUGACGAGGACCCAACCACCCAAGGUUUCGAGGAAGGCCAGUAUGACAUGAUCAUUGCCGGAAUGGUGCUUCACGCGACAAAGAAUCUUCAUAGAACUCUGACACACGUCCGAAAGCUGUUGAAACCGGGCGGAAAAUUGAUUCUGCUCGAGUCUACCAAAGAUCGUCUCGAUACGCAACUCAUCUUUGGUCCCCUACCUGGGUGGUGGCUCGCGGAAGAAGCAGAUCGUAAGAUGAGCCCUAACGCAUCCGUUGAGAAAUGGGAUGAGGUUCUACGAGAAACUGGUUUUGGUGGUGUCGAUUUUGACAUCUUCGACUAUGAGGAGCCCGAGUUUCAAUCUACGAGCACUAUUUUGGCUACUGCCAUGCCGAUCGAAGGGCUACAAGGACCAAUUUCAAUCGUGCACGACGCUUCACAAGAUCCUUCCCACCCAUGGUUCAAACACCUGUGCGCGACUAUUGAGGCUGAGACGGGAGUCUCUCCUGUUGUCGAGUGCUUGGACGUCGUUGAGGUUGAGGACAAGAUAUGCAUUGUCACAGCUGAACUACAACAGCCAUUCUUAGACGGCAUCGAUGGACCUUCAUUUGAAAGUCUCCGAGGUCUUCUUGUCAACAGCAAAGGUGUUCUAUGGUUGAGCUCAGGUGGUCUGGUUGACUCUGCGGUGCCAUCAUUUGCUGCCACCCAAGGUCUUUUGCGAACUCUGAGACUGGAAGAUAGUAGCAAGCGAUAUGUUCAGUUGGAUUUCGAGACCGCAUCGGAUGCUAACGAGGCGUGGUCGAAAGACAAAUUUGGCCACAUUGUUCACGUCCUGCAGCAAGAUUUCAACUUCAGUCUCGACAAAGCCAGAAUGGAAACUGAAUACUCCGUUAAAGAUUCAAUGCUCCACGUCAGCCGACUCAUUCCGGACAAGAAGAGAAAUCAAAUUGCCAGCACACGGGAUAUUGACCCAGAGGCCGAACUACAACCAUACUAUCAAACAGACCGCCCACUUGUUUGGGAGACUUCCGGCUCAGGAAUGCUGAGUGAUCUUCACUUUGUAGACAAACUUGAUCUCGUCGGCGAUGUUCCCAGUGGUUUUAUUGAGGUCGAAUCCAAAGCAAUGGGUCUCAAUUUCCGAGAUGUUCUAGUCGCGUUGGGACAACUCGACGAGGAACUGAUUGGGCACGAGUCUGGUGGUAUCAUUACCCGAGUUGGUCCAGAUACCGAGCAUAGCGGACUCCGUGUGGGAGACAGAGUCUCAGCCUGUCCAGUUGGUCGAUUUGCAACGAGAGCCUUAGCUCACUGGACGGCAGUUGUCAAGAUUCCAGAUGACAUGUCUUUUGAACAUGCAGCAGCAGUCCCUGUUACCUACGGAACUGCUUACCACGCAUUAUUCCACGUUGCCAGAAUUCAGAAAGGCGAGACGGUACUGAUCCACGCAGCCGCUGGUGGUUUUGGUCAGGCAGCUGUGGUGCUAGCACAGUACGCCGGCGCCGAGGUGUUCGCUACGUGUAGCUCAGAAUACAAACGCGAUAUUAUCCACCAACAGUACAACGUCCCAUUAGACCAUAUCUUGUCAAGCCGAGAGCCCAGUUUUGCGCCUGCAAUCAUGGCCAUGACCAAUGGACAAGGUGUUGAUAUUGUGCUGAACUCGUUGUCGGGUGCUAUGCUGAAGGAGACCUGGGAUUGUGUUGCUCGAUUUGGCAGAUUCAUUGAGGUUGGUAAGGUAGAUCUUGAGGCAGCUCGACGUCUCGACAUGAGCCCCUUCCGCCGUUGCACCACUUUUGCGAGUGUUGAUCUCAUGCAAUUGCGUGAGUAUAAUCGUCCCAAGACUCACGAGGCUUUGGUCGAAGGUGUCAGAAUCAGCUACGAGAGAGGCAAGGCACCUAUUCUCCCAAUCACGCAAUACUCGAUGUCAGACAUGGAAAAGGCAAUGCGUUUGAUGCAAUCAGGAAAACAUACCGGCAAACUUCUUUUCGUUCCAAGCCAGGAAGAUAAAGUCAAAGUUAUCUCGCGUGUACGACCAGUAUCUCUGAGCGAUCCCAACGCUACUUACCUUAUUGUUGGUGGACUUACCGGAAUUGGUUACGCCGUCGCAGAGUUCCUCAUGAGCAAAGGUGCUAACCAUUUGCUUCUCGUCUCGCGAAAAGCGACUAAGCACGAAAAUGCUGCCAAACUCCACGCACAGGGUGCUGAAUAUGGCUGCAAGAUUCACAUUCGCGAUUGCGAUCUCACGAGUGAAAGCAGUCUCGUUGCGCUUCUUAAGGAGUGCUCCAGUUCAAUGCCACCAAUCCGCGGUCUUAUCAACUGCGCCAUGGUUCUGGAUGAUACAGUCUUCGAGCACAUGAAGUACGAGCAAUGGACUAACGGUAUAAGAUCAAAGAUUGAUACUAGCCGGAACUUGGAUAAAUACCUACCCAAGGAUAUCUCCUUCUUCAUCAUGCUGGCUUCAGGUCUGGGUGUCGCCGGUGGAUCUUCUCAAGGAAACUACGCGGCCGGUAACGCUUAUCAAGACGCUCUCUCUCGAAAGCGCAUCAAGCAGGGUCUCGCCUCCACGACUCUCGAUCUCUGCGUCAUCCGAAAAGUCGGCUAUGUCGAGAACAGAAUUGCAGGCGGUGACGACACCAUCGUAUCACGUUUCCUCAAACUCGGAUUCGGCGCCGUCGAUGUUGCAGUCGUACUGCAGCUCAUCGAAUCCGCCAUCCGUGACCCACGCCAAUCCGCCCAAGAAGACGCGCAGAUAGUGAUGGGUAUCUCCGAAGCGACCUGCAUCGCAGCUGCCAACAAUGGGAUCCCAGAUCGUCGAUACAAUGCACUGCAGAUGGCCAACCGACGUGGACGAGAUUCGGGAGCCGGUUCAGCGUCGUCAGGAGCGAGCCCCACAGCCGCUCUUGUACGCGCGUUAUCUGCUCCUGAUACUGAUAUUGCGAAAGCGUCAGCUCUGUUAGUUGAUGCACUAGCGGUUAAGUUAGCGGAAAUUUUCAGUCUCGAUCUUGCUGAGAUUGAUGUCGCGCUGCCUCUUUCCCGCUACGGUGUUGACUCGCUUGUGGCUGUCGAGUUGCGGAAUUGGUUAAGUGGCGCUAUCAGAGCAAAGGUCACUGUCUUUGAGAUCCUGCAAAGUACCUCGUUGACGGAGUUUGCGGGUCUGUUGGCUGUGAAGAGUGAGUAUGUUUCGGCUGCGGCGCAAGAGGUGGUCGCUGAAGGCGCGGCAACAGAAGAGGUCGCGAAAUAG